This is a messenger RNA of Symbiodinium sp. CCMP2592, 3660 nucleotides long. Lineage: Eukaryota; Dinophyceae; Suessiales; Symbiodiniaceae. The record is from the annotation of a GenBank genome assembly.
AUGGCAGCGGCUUUGCUUGAGGCUGUCGUAUCCGACGAGGAUGCAGAGGCAACCCUCCUCCCCUUCGUUCACGCCCGCUUUCGGCCGCUGCUGCCAGCGUGGUUCUCAAAGAAGGCUGAGCCCUUUCUACCGGCAGAGGGGCUUGAGCAGUACCGAAGUUCGCUGCGAGAGCGCUGUGGUGACUUUGUGGAGGACGUGGCUGGCUGGGCCGUGAGAUGCAAGGCCUGGAUUCUCUCAAGUCCCGUGGUCCGCGCCCUGUUGGUCUUGGUGGCACGUGUGAGCUUUGUGGCAGAUCUGGCGUUGGACAUCAACGUUGGCCUUGAGUUGCGAGCUUCCGGCAACUUCUGGUGGAGUGGCAUCUGCUUCAGCAUCAUUGCUUUCACUUAUCUCGUCCUGGUCAUUGCGUUGCGUGAGAAAGCUCUGGAAAGGUUGCAAAGCUGUUGCCUGGUGGAGAGGCCGAUGGCAGCCAUGAUGCUCUGGUUCCUGCUCGGCGUGCCGCUGCUGAUUGCUACAGACAUCUUUGUCACGCUGCGGUACUUGUGGCAAGAUCCGCUGGAUGUAGAGGUCUUUCACUUCUUGAAGCUUAGAGGGCUGCUUGAGGCUGUUGAGGCCAUGUUGCAGACGCUCUUGCAGAGCUACGUUGCAUUCCGACUUUACAACCCCGGCGGCUUCUUUGCACAAGUAGAGGCGAAGCAGGUUAAGCCCGCCGCGCUGUGCCUCUCCAUCAUGUUCUCGAUCAAGAACUUGGGAGAGCAGUUUCUGUUCUUGGACAAGUUCUCGAAGCUACAAACUCACGGGGACAGGUGGUUGUUCCUGAAGACGAUGUGUGCCCUGGGCGAUGGUCUGGCACCCUCGAGCCUCUUCGACCAGGUUGCGCGGAGCCGCCGUGUGAACUGCGAGUUCGACCUGGGCCUCGUGGCUCGCUCCGAGCUCUGGGUCUUGGCCAGGGCGGUCCGCGACAGCCCCGUCUUGGAAGAGCUGCGCUUUGCGAAGGCCAGCUUCCUCAAAGUGCUGGUGCGGAGCCCUACGGAGACAAAUAUCCUGGCAGGCUGGGUGGACGAGUUGACGCACAGCCGCCACCUUCAGAGUCUCUGCAUAGACGGGACUGUUAUUGGCUUCCGCCUAGUUGACGAGGAGAUCUGGGAAGCAGUCCUACAGGUUGGAGAGGAUCUUUACGUUGCCGCAGGCCUUCAGCGCCUGACCAAGCAUCUGGGACUCUUAUUGAGCUUGGGUGCCUCACCGAACGGGGACGGGAAGAAGCUGCCCUUGAUUGGCGCUGCUCUGCUUAACGCAUCGGGGAAUGCCAAGCUGCUUCUGGAACACCGCGCCGACGUUGAUGCAAAUUCCGGUAAGGGGCUCACCGCCCUGUACGGGGCCGCUCAGGCGAAUGCAGCCCGGACCCUGCAGCUUCUUCUGAAGCACAGGGCAGAGGUAAAUCUGGCAAUCGGCCCCAAGAAAUUGACGCCCUUGCAUGCUGCUGCAAGGGGAACCUGCAAUGAAGCUCUCCUAUUGCUCCUGGAGCAUCAAGCUGAUUCCAACAAGGCAAGUGCAGAUGGGCUUACCGCCCUCCAUGUUGCCUGCGAAGCAUCGCACCUGAAUGCACUUAGCAGCGUCGAGGUGCUACUUGCCCACAAAGCUGAUGUGAACGUGACCACAGCAAGCCAGAGGACGCCUUUGCAUUUCGCAUUAAGAUCCCCUUCCAUUGCGCUUGGCACCGCUUUGUUGAGGCCACUGCUGGAGCAUCGAGGUAAUCUGAACCAGGCAGACAGCUUCGGAAGUGCCUUGCUCGUUGCCCGGGCAGAUGUGAGUCGGGUGAACGAGCAUGGGUGCACUGCCCUAUUGGAAGCCGCUGCAGAAAGCUCCGUUCAGUGCGCAAGGGUGCUUCUUGAUUUCCGCUCCGAUGUGAAUCGUCGCGAAAGCGGGCGCGGUGAGACCGCCCUGAUGAAGUUUGGAAUGCGCCAGUCUGCAGAGGGACUCCGACUGUUGCUGGAGGCGAGGGCAGAUCCCACGCUGAAGACGACAGACGGUUACAGGGUUGCCCGGUUCCGCAUCGGUGAUGGUCUGGUGUCGGUGAACGGCAAAACGGAGCGUUUCCUCCAUCGUCCCUUGCAGCCCGGGGACGUUGUCUCCGUGGAUGCCAGGCAAGUGCGAGCCGUACAGCUCCGCCGGCAGUCAGUGCAGCGAGAGGAAGAUCCUCUGCCACGAGGCUCGGAGCCGACGAGGGCGAAAGGCAGGAGCUUGCGGCUCCUGGAGCACCUGCAUCUGAGAGAGGGUCUGUCGCUCAACGAGGCCCGUUGUGCUAUCCGCGAGGGCCGGGUUCAAAUCGGCGGUGUGCCCGUCGGAGAUCCGGCCAGAUGGAUCACAGAUCCCGCAGCCGUGCUGCUGCUCGCGCCGGGGCCACCAGCUGCAGUGGCCGAAGAUGCGGCCACUCUUGGCACGCGCAUCGUGCAGGAGGAGCGCGACUUUGCCGUGGUCUGGAAGCCAGUCGGCAUCAGCGUGUCCGACUGCGCUGCGAUGCUGCCAAAGAUGGGAGUUCUCAGUGAUGAGGGAUAUCCCAAAGCAGCAUCGCGCAUGGAGCAGUCCCUAUCUGGACUCGUUCUUGUUGCUAAAUCGACGCACGGCUGGCGCCUGCUGUGCCGAGCCCUGGGCGAAGACCAGGAGGAGCCAAAGGAAUCCCAAGCUGCCUGGUGCCACGUUCUGGUUGUGGUGGAUUGCGAUGUGAGUGCCCCGAGGGAUGCCUGGCGACCCGCCGAUCAGCGCUUCGAGCUGUUGAGGCCCCGGAGCAGCACGCGCUGGAUCCGCGGAAGGGGCCAGCUGCAGGUUUUGGAGUGCGUCUGCAGGGCACCCCUUUGCGGUGCUAAGCUCUUUGCAUCCUCACUGGCGGCUUUGGGUUACCACAUUCUCGGCAGCAAGGGCGCGCGUGGUCGUCCUUUGAAGAGUAUCAUUGGCUGGACUCUGGACUUGCCUCACCGCACCAAUUUCAAGGUUGAGCCGCCGGCCCAGCUGCUGAAGGCUUUCGAGGACGCCCGCGAAUCCUGGCAGCGGCACCAGGAAGCUGCGGCGCGGCGGCUUCCGACCGAUGCCAAGGAGCGGUUGGCACGCAGUGAGGCUGCUGAAUCUGCCCUCCAGAUUGCCUACGCCCAGGGUUCGGAACUCUUCUGCAGCCACCAGUUUCGGGUGUCCGAGUCGGUGAUGGUCCCCCGCCGGGGAACAGAGGCUGUGGCACAGAGGGCCGCGGAGGAGCUUAAGGCUCUCAAAGGAUCGGGUCCACGCCGUUUGCUGGACCUCGGGACGGGAAGCGGAUGCAUCGCCGUCUCUGCUCUUCUUGCUCUCGAGGAGGGCUGCGAAGCCGAAGCCAUUGGCUUGGACAGCAGCGCCGAGGCUUUGGCUGUUGCCCGGAGCAACGCUGAGAACUUGCUGCGGACGCCGCGGCAUUUCCGAGGGGUGGAGGCGUGCUUUUCCGACCUCGGGUCUCCCAGCUUGGCCAGGACCUUGAUGGACUCCAACCAUGGCUUCGAUGUGGUGGUCGCCAACCCUCCAUAUCUCACCCGGGCGCAGGCCGAAGAGCUGCUGGGGCCCAGGGCAGACGCCAAGGAGCCCUGGCAGGCGCCUACACCCCACAGAGGUGAAUUUCGGUUGAACAGUGCCGGAUUUAAGUAG